This is a messenger RNA of Capsicum annuum, 6376 nucleotides long. RefSeq lists its product as uncharacterized. NCBI's taxonomy places the organism in Eukaryota, Viridiplantae, Streptophyta, Magnoliopsida, Solanales, Solanaceae. Bases 4850 to 6091 code for a protein of 413 amino acids. Gene Ontology annotation, molecular function: protein binding. The transcript has 3 exons. The record is from RefSeq and is a predicted model, not a curated record.
CAGACAUAUUAAUUGGAAAUAUUAGAAAGAAAGAAUGGUUCACCUAAUCACAUCCGUGAUAUUAUCUUGAAUGUUUAUAUCUCUCUCCUGGUUCGGUUUGAUUGUGAUUUUUAAUCUAUUAGUCAUAUUCAGCUUUUAAUUUGGAGUUUACGGUGGACCAAUCAAUUUUCCGCCUCAUAUAGUUAUAUCACUUUUUAACAGUAAAAGAGGAGCAAUUUAAAACAUAUCUCUCACCUUUAAUAACAAUAACGACAUACGUGGUGUAAUCUAUCAAGUGGAAUUUAGGAUGAUAGAGAGUGCAAAGCCUUACUCCCGCCUUGCAAGGGUAGAGAGAUCGUUUCAAAUAGUCCAUCGACCCAAAUAGCAUAUCAGAGAAGAAAAAUGCAUCAUUAUGAUGGGAUUGUUAGUUUGAUAAUUCGAAUAAUAUCACGAUUCAUUACAGUGGGUAAAUAGGAAUUAAGAUCCACUAAUUAAUAAUAUUAGGCUUUAACUUCAGACUGGUUAAAUGAUAAAGAGAUUUAAGUAUGGCCAUCAAUAAUUCAUGUUAGUAUGCUCGAUAUGGCACAUGAUAAUUGUGCUUUCUGUAUUAUUUUAUCUUUUCGGAUGUCAAUCCACGCUUUUGCCCUAAUGAUUAUUUUUUAACUUGAUUAUGUUAUCAAGUGGUCGUUUGGUUUGAGGCCAAGGGAUAAGUUAUCCCGGGAUAAAAUAAAAGAUGACUUUAUUCUCUUGUUUGGUUGGAGGGAUUAAUCCAUGUUAUCCCACCAUUUUCCCCAUAGUGAUGGGAUAACUUAUCCCAUAUACACGGUGGGAUAAGUUAUCCCGGCUAAUCCCGGGAUAACUAAUCCCGGUAUUAGUUAUCCCGGGAUAACAAUUUCCAGACAAAACGACCCCUAAUAGUAUAAAUUAUCUUGUGUAUGAAAUUUUUUGAUAAAGGUAACUUUGUAUUCACACCAAAAAACUCAUCAGAUAAGCCUGAUGUGGUGAGAUUUAGAACCCCCUGGGGGUAUCAUGCAGAAACAAAACUCAAAAAAAAAACAACUUUACAAAUGUCCUAUGAAAUCCACUAGACUUUCUACCUCCCCCACGAUUAUCUUGUUUACACCAAAAAUAUAGCAAACUCAGACUUUUCAUCUUGAUCUUCUGUAUGCUGCUAGCUUGUCCAUCAUGGGAUCUUUCAUUCCUUUCCAUCUAAAGUGACCACCGGAUGCAGGAUGGAAUUCAUUUCCACCAGUCCUCUUUUGAUCUUCUUCUUCUACCCAUUCCUUCCCAUAGUUUCAACAUGUCUGAAGUAGUUCUGGGCACUACCCACUAACCCCAAGUAUACAUAAGAACAUGUCCCACAGAUUUACAACUGUUUUGCAUUGAAGAAAUAAGUGGUUGUUCAACUCUGCCUCUUUUUCGCACAUAUAAUACUUUGAGCAAAUCUGUAUACCUCUUCUUUGUACCACUUCAUGGGUUAAUCAUGCUUUUCUGAUCACCAACCAUGUGAAGCAAGCCACCUUAUGAGGGACUUUGGUCUUCCAGAUUAGUUUCCAUGGCCACUCCAUUCCCAUUGUUUGGUUAGAGUUCAUUUCCAGUAACAAGAUUUCACAGUGAAAAUCCCUUUGUUGUGCAACUUCCAUAUUUGACUGUCAGGCCCAUCUGAGACACCUGGAGAUACAUUCAACACCUGCAAGAGCCCGGCUACUCUACUGAUCUCCCAGCCCGGCUACUAUACUGAUCUCCCAGUCAUUUAGAGCCCUCCUAAAAGUCAGGUCCCAACCUUGAGGGCUCCACAUCUGUGCCACUGUAGCCAUCUGUUGCGUGCUUAUAGUGUAAAGAUUCGGGAAUAAAGUUUUCAGGUUCCUGUUUCCUAUCAAGUUUUCAUUCCAGAAACUAGUUUUAACCCCAUCUCCAAUCUUGAAUGACAAAUUGGAGUUGAAAAGAGGCCAUAGUCUUCUGAUAGUUUUCCAAACAGAGCACCCAAAAGUUCCAGCUACUUCGUUAGUGCACCAGUUGUUUUGGAGACCAUACUUCUGGGAGAUGAAUCUUCUCCAUAAAGACGAGUCUUCAUUACAGAGCCUCCAAAGCCACUUCUUCAACAAACUCACAUUCUGCAAACUCAACUUCUUUACCCCAAUACCACCCUGGAUUUUGUUGAGAGUUACCACAUCCCAUUUGACUAAAUUGUACCCAAGUUUCUCUUUAUCUCUCCCUGCCAUAAGAAGACUCUCCUAAGUUUGUUAAUUUUCUUCUCUAUGCUUCUUGGAAUUGGGAACAGACUCAUCAUGUAAGUGGGGAGAGCAUCCAUUACUGAUUUAAUAAUUGUUAGUCUGCCUCCUACAUAUAGAUAUUGACUUUUCCACCUUGUCAGCUUUCUCUCACUUCUUUCCAACACUUCACUCCAUACUUCCACCUUUUUAUUCUUAGCACCAAGAGGCAACCCCAGAUAUUUAGUUGGAAGGGAUGCUACUUGGCACCCUUAAUUGACAGCAAGUAUCUCCAUAUUAGUAGCUUCGUUAACUGGCUAUAAACAACUCUUAUGCCAAUUGACAUGGAGUCCUGAAAUGCCCUAAAAAAUAUUUAAAAUAGCCCUAAGUGUCUGACCUGAGUUACUUCAGCUUUACAAAAUACCAAGGAAUCAUCUGCGCAUAGCAGAUGUGAGAUUUCCAUAUUAUUUUCCCUUCUGACAUUUGCAGGGAAUCCUUUUAUCCAUCCAUUCUCCCUUGCUUUUCAGAUCUUAGAGUUAAGGCCUUCCAUUGCUAAGAUAAACAGGAAAGGUGACAUGGGUCACCUUGCCUCAAACCUCUAUGUGACCGAAAGAAACCUUCUGAACUGCCAUUGAUAAUAAGAGAAUUUCACAGUAGAUAUGCAGAAUUUGAUCCAGUUGAUCUAGUUGUUUCCAAAGCCCAUAUCUCUCAAAGUUUUUAGGAGGAAUGACCAAUUGAUUGGCUUCACCCUACUGUCCACUAAUUCAUUGGCCAACAGUGUUGCAUCCGUUAUUUGUCUUCCUUUCAGGAAAGCCAUUUGAUGCUCAUCUUUCAAACCUCCCAUGGCAGUUUUUAAUCUUUUCGUAUUGAGCUUGGCUAUAAUUUUGUAAACUCCACCAAUCAGACUUAUUGGUCUGAAGUCCUUCAGUUCUUCUGCACCAUACUUCUUGGGUAUUAAUGCUAUAAGGGUAGCAUUAAAAGACUUUUCAAAUACUUUGGAGGUAGCGGUAUGGACUGUGUACAGUUUACUCUCCCCAGACCCCACUUUGUGGGAAUACACUGGGUUUGUUAUUGUUGAAUAUUUAAAGAAAGAAAAAAAAUACUGUUUUCUUUCCGGUACAAGUCAAAUGGGAGGACUUUCGUAGUUAAUUGGGAUUAGAGUUGUCAAAAUGGGUUUGGCCCUACACCAUAGGGGUGCAUAUUGGUUCGGUUGUGUGUAGUAUCGGUUCGGUUUAUCGGUUUUCGAUUUGUAAACACAUUAAACCGAUAACCGAACUAAUAAGAUAUUCAUUAAUGGUUUUUGGUUAAUCAAUUUUUGGCCUUUAUCGGUUCGGUGUUCAGUUUAACCGAUAAGAAAAUACUCCCCUGAUUUUUUUUGCACUUUCUCUUAUUUUCAUUUGUUCUACACUAACUUCAUGUGUAAAAUCCACACAAACAUGGGCGGAGCCAGCCUUCUGUUCGGGGGUUCAACUGAACCCUCUUCGAUGGAAAAAUAUAUUAUUUAUACAUGAUUAAAAUUAUUUUUUAUUUGGUUAUAGUAGGUGUUGAACCCCUUCGACUAAGUUUUCUUUGAAUAUAGAAUCCCAUUAGUUGAAAUCCUAAGUUUUCUUUGAAUAUGGAACCCCUUUCGUUGAAAUCCUGGCUCCGUCUCUGCUCACAAAUUACAAGAAUUAAGAAAACAACUAUAAAAUAUAAAAGAAAAUAAGGUAUGUAUUUAAAACCGAAAGCCAUUAUUGUUAGUUAUGAAUAAAAUUAUAAUUUUAUUGGGUUAUCGGUUUAACUAUUAACUAAAACCUUAAAAUCAGAAACUUAACCGAUAACCUAAUAAAAAAACUUACCAAACCGUUAAAAGACCGUUAACCCAAUAGCCCGAGAAUAAACCAAUAAUAUUGCUUUCGGUUUGGUUUAUCAAUUGAAUCGGUUUUUUCACACUCCUCGGCACCAAGGGUGUGGUUUAGUAGUUUGGGUGUGAACCAUGAGGUCUCAGGUUUAAAUUCCAACGAGACAAAAAGAUACUAGGUGAUUUCUUUCCAUAUAUCCUAGCCUUGGUGGAUAGAGUUACCUAGUACGUGUUGUUGGUGGGACGUGGCCGGCAUCCCGUGGUACCAGUCGGUAGUGUUUUGGACGGCGAAAGGCGACAAGAGGCAACAAGGCCCCGCCUCGCCACGCGGCGAGGUGAUCACCUUUUGAAAGUGCGGCGACAAUUAAUACAAAAAAAUUAAAAUAAUAUAUAAAUUAUCAAAAGUUCAAUAGUACUAAUAUAUUAGGAAAUAUUUCAAGUCAUGGACUAAAAAUAGAUAGUAGAUAGAUACUAAAAAUCUAGAAGUACUAAAAAAAUUUAACAAGUAUUUUAAUUUUUUUUUACAUAAAUACAUAUGCAGUUAUUGUUUGUCGGUUACAGUGACAGUGUAACACUGUAGUACUGUUACAGAGGAAGAAAAAUAGAAGAAGAGAAAAAGAGGAAAGAGGAAAAAAAUCAGUAGACCAAUCGAGUAGCUGGAGUUGCCGGAUUAAGAAGAAGAAGAAAAAAAAAUCAAUACUUCCGAAGUAGCUAGAGUCACCGGAGUAGUAGUUGCCGCUGGUCGUCGGAGUCAAAGUCGGACUUGUGAGAUUGUAGAUAGUAGCAGCCGCAGUCGCCAAUCGAUGCAGCAAAAAAAUAAAUGAAAUCUUGGAAGAACAACAUGAGUAGCUCUGAUGAAUUUGUGAAAGACAACAUUACUAAUGCUGAGGAAUUAUCUCCCAGGAUUGAACAGCACGGUAGUGGAAUUUACAAGCUGGCAGAGAAUAAAGAAUCUGAUUUACCAGCUGACUACCUCAGAAAAGAGGACAUGAAGAUCAAGGAUGUGGCUAAGAAAUAUGUUAUGCCCUUCCUUCCAGCGAAAUCAUUAAUGAAGUUUCGGGCCGUGUCCAAAGACUGGAAUAAUUGGAUAGCUAGCCCAUUGUUGUCUUACCUGCAGGCCACUUCAUUCCGGAGGCUGUCAGGGUAUUUUUAUCAAAAUGUGGAUGCGGAUUUACAAUCUGAUCCUAAAUUUUUGUCUCUUGAUCAUCCUUCGAAUGGGGUGCCCAGUCCUUCACUUGAUUUCUUGCCUGAAAGGGUCAAACUUCUAAGUUCUAGCAGCGGAUUGCUCCUUUGUCAGGGGCAGGAGGAGUAUUAUAUCUGCAAUCCAGUAACUGAGAACUGGAAACUUAUCCCUCCUCAUCAAGGUUAUCAUGGAUCUGAUCCAGCUGUGGUUCUUGCUUUUGAUCCUCAUGGCAACAUCGAGGCUUACUUUCACAUUGUCGCUGCAGUCCCUCUUCUGGGUCAGCCAGGGGUCCUCGUUGAGGUUUAUUCUUCUGAAUCAAAUUCUUGGAAGUGCUCUUCUUCAGAAUGUCUAGAGUUAGAAGAUGCAAUUGUUAUAGGUGGGGGAUUUUAUAUGAAGGGAGUGGCAUACUGGAAUACAACAUCAAAUGGUGUGCUUGCAUUUGAUGUGAAAAAUGAGAUCACAGCAGUUCUACAUGUGCCUAUUCCACGCGGGAGAUCUGGUGCCUUGACUCAGAUAGAAGAUGAGCUAAGCUAUGUAACUGCUUAUAAUGAGUGUGGGGAUGUUUUUAUAGUAGAUAUCUAUGGAGGAAUGGAUAUGAGCCUGAGGCGCAGUGAAUGCAUAAAUCUUGGACACAAGAGGUCUUGUCGAGCAUUAGAGGAAAAUCCCAUUGUUAACAAUGGUACCGUGUCGUGCCGCGUACUACCUUGUAUUAACAGUGGUGAUGACAUGGUGGUGAUCUACACAACUGAAAGGAUAUAUCUUUAUCACCUGAUUGGGCAGAGGGUUGAGACUCUUAUGACUCCGGGACAACUAACUCCUCCGACAAGGUUCAUCCCCUACACAAACAGCCUCGCUACGUUACAUCAUCUGAAUGAGUAGUGCCGUUGGUGGUAUUUUCUGUUGCUGUCGAGUUAAAAACCUGUUAGUUUCAUCAAAACUCCUUAAAUUUGCUGCUUCUGCUGUGUUCAGUGUGGAAGUGAAACAUCUUCCCUUUUUUUUUUUCUUUUAAUUUGUCCGACUUGGAUGGUGGGAUAAGUACUUUGAAUGGCUUAGCGGGUUUAAUAGACAUGUUCUGGAUUGCCGUUUAUUUCAUUUGCAUAUGAGUUUGAAUGUUUUCUCCCUCACCUAUUUUAAUAUAUUUUUGGUGUGUUUGCAAGUUUUUAA